AUGGGGGAACCCGCUCAUCUAACACCUCGCCAAAUAUGGGCUCAACCAACGACAACGACCACCAGGACUUAUGAAGCGGACUGCACGCCUUUUCUAUUACCCAGUUCCGGUUACGUCUAUUUGAAUCGCUCCUACUCUAUCGCCUUGACCGAAAAUGCCAUCUACGAUCCCAUCUGUACCGGCACGGGCACGCCAACUGCCACGGCCCAUGCGGUCGCCGCGCUCGAUGUCACCGAUCCUUUCUAUUCCUCCGUUACCCCGGCGUUGUAUGCCAUGGGCUGUACGACCGUUGUCAGCUAUCUUCUCGUUAUAAUACUUCUUAUCACGCCGCGGACGUUUUAUGUUGGGGGUCCUGGUGGCGGUGCAAACUUUCUCGGACGUCAUGGUAUGAUUAGCGGUUCGUAUAGUGGUAAUUCGUCGGUGGUUGGCGUGGGUGGUCGGCCGUGGCUGCAAAAGGUCGCGGCCUUGUUAGUCGCGGUAUCACUCACCAUUGCGACUGUCGACUCCUUUCGUGUGGCUGAACAGCAAUAUUAUUAUGGGUAUUCCGAUGCCGAAGCGCUGGCGGACGAGGUCAUCGACGGUAUGGAGAUCCGGGUGGUCAGAAUCAUUUCCAGCACCUUCCUGUGGCUGGCCCAGAUUCAGACUUUGAUUCGGCUGUUCCCUCGACAUAAGGAGAAAAUCAUGAUCAAGUGGGCAGGGUUCGCGUUAAUUGUGUUUGAUACCACGUUUAGUAUCCUCGACAAAUUCUUGGUUAAGACCGACACCGUUCAUCCGCGGCUAUACGAGGACGCGAUCCCCGCUCUCAGCUAUCUAUUCGAACUUGCUCUCAACCUUUUGUACGCCGCUUGGGUCAUCUUUUACUCGCUUUCGAAACAUCGAUUCGCCUUCUUCCAUCCGAAAAUGAGGAAUAUCUGUCUGGUGGCCUUGCUCUCGUUAUGUGCGAUUCUUAUACCCGUUGUGUUUUUUGUUCUGGAUAUCGCAAAACCGAAAAUUGCCGGAUGGGGUACUUAUGUUAGAUGGGUUGGAUCGGCAGCAGCGAGUGUCGUGGUCUGGGAAUGGGUGGAGCGGAUUGAGGCAUUAGAACGCGAUGAAAGGAAGGAUGGAAUACUUGGACGCGAAAUAUUUGAUGGAGACGAGAUGUUGGAAGUGACCCCUUCGGAAGAGGUCGAUUGGCCGCGCUACAACCCUGACGGCCAUGAUCGAGGCGGAGGCGGUGGAACAUCUUCAGGCUGGGGAGGCAUGAUGGGAUUGGCUCAUCGACCUUUGCGUACGAGGGUUGGUCGUAAUUGGCAGUCGAACCUCGAGAACCAACAGCACAACAUUCCCAUGGACCCUCGGCGCCGGCGCAUGGCGCCCCGACCAACUCCUCCCCCAGCAGCUAUAACGCCUGUCAGUCGCGCUGACACAACCAGCGCGGCCAGCACGGUAUACAACAUACAUUAUCAUCCGGUUUCUAGUCCCACUCCACCGGUGGCCAUGCCUCACAUGGAGGAAGAGGAUGAAGACAUAGACGAAGCGGUGGCCGCGAAGGAGAUGACCACCGACGGUCAGCAAGCCGGCCUGGCGCAAGAUGCGCUGGCACAACAACAGACUCGGGAGCAAUCCCCUCAAAUUGUGCACGUGGAUAAAAGGUGGCGAGCGCUGCUCAAUCCUUUCAAGCGAAGGCGGGCAUCUUUACCAAGAGAAGUCGCUUCUGCACAGGCCGAGGAAGAGGGGAAUUCCGCAGGUGCUCAAGUGGAACCACAGCAUCAUUCCUUGGAUGACAGCGACGAUGAGCACAGCUUACAUGCCAGGCAUGAUUUUAGGUUUGGCUUCCAUCGACGAUUGCGACCUGGUUCUGGACGACAAGGCUCCGACUCCCCCUUGCCAGUCACGGUUAUUCCGGCUAGACGCCGUGGUCAACAGACCUGGUCACCGCAACAAUAUCACGAGCCUAGUUCACGAACAACAACUUCGAAUCAGCGUGUUCCGCCGGGCCGUGAUGACCUGCCUGUGAGGGUGAUUCAGCCGCAAACACGAACUGCCGCUCCAUGGAGCGCAGCCGAUGGGCAAGGGUUCAGUCAUGGCAACUAUGAGCUGCGAUAUGACCCUGAAGCUGCAGCGCUUGUGGAGCCUGGUGAGCAUGGCUCUGAAUCUCAGGCGGCGCUGGACGCCGAUGGCUCGGUCAGCGAGCCUACUCGGGGGCCGGCCGUGCGCCAACAAUCCGAGCAGGAACUCGACCCGACGGAAAGAGCACCUAUAUCACCAACCCAGCCUCUUCCAGAUGAGGCUCCUGAAGAAUCACGAGGGCCACAUGGCCAGCAGUGA
Molecule: messenger RNA, 2307 nt
Organism: Aspergillus tubingensis
Lineage: Eukaryota; Fungi; Ascomycota; Eurotiomycetes; Eurotiales; Aspergillaceae
Product: PalH-domain-containing protein
Exons: 2
Coding region: 1-2307 (768 amino acids)
Biological process (GO): cellular response to pH
Cellular component (GO): plasma membrane
Source: RefSeq, a predicted model, not a curated record